UCAGCCCUCCUUUCCACGUGGUCAGCCGCGGAGGAUUUUUUAAAAUAGUUAAGACGGAAAAGCAAGGUUGGGAGCCAUGGAAUCCCGCAGCGCAAUUCGUCUUCCUCCUUUGCCUCGGCUGGAGGGAGAAUCCGGAGUCUGCACCUUUGCAGGAAAGAGAUCCCAAGUAUCCUUUGAGGAGGUAGCUGUUUCCUUCACGGAGGAGGAAUGGGCUCUGCUGAAUACAGGCCAGAGAAAGGUCUUCUGGGAAGUGAUGGAGGAAAAUUACGAGAUGGUGGCCUCUCUGGGGGACUACAUUUCCCAGAAGGAACUGCAAGCUUCAAAAGGAUCAUCCCUGCUUUUUCCAGGUGACCAGGGCAUGGUUUUUCCUCAAGAAGGAUGCAGAAGUGUAUGGGAUCUGCAGUUCCACAGGGCCUCCCUUCUUUCCUGUUUCCCCCGGCUGGAGGGAGACUUUGGGUUUUGCGAGUCUGCAGGAAAGAGAUCCCGAGUGACCUUUGAGGAGGUAGCCGUGUUCUUCACGUUGAAGGAAUGGGCUCUGCUGGAUCCAGGCCAGAAGAAUCUCUACUGGGAUGUUAUGAAGGCAAAUUAUGAGACUGUGGCCUCUCUUGUUCAAGAUGGGAGGAAAACUGGUCAUGAGAUGGAAUCGGGAAUGGGAAUUGUGGGAAAAAGCAGCAGUCUGCAGGUGGAAGCAAAAUCUGGGGAUCAAGUGGGACCAGAGAGACAUUGCAGAAGAAAAAGGAAAGCAAAACAGAUGCAAAGAACAGAAUUGGUGCCCUGUCAGAGCAAAAAUAAGCCUGGGGUCUCAGCCCAAGAUGGAACAGACAAUAGAAGGAGAACGCCUAAUAGUGCCAUGAACCAAAAAGGGUUCCACAGCAAAGGCAGUGUUAAAACAUAUCAGAACAUUACAACGUGCUGGAAAAGGUAUAAAUGUGUGGAAUGUGGAAAGUGCUUCCAUUGGAGUAGUGCAAGAAGUAGGCAUCAAAGGAGUCACACGAGGGAAAAGCCUUAUAAAUGUUUGGAAUCUGGAAAGAGCUUCUAUAACAGUAAUAGAUUAACUUCAUAUCAAAAGGCUCAUACUGCGGAGAAGCCAUAUAAAUGCUUAGACUGUGGGAAGUGCUUUUCUCAGAAUAGCAGCCUAAGAAUACAUCAAAAUAUUCACACAGUGGAGAAGCCAUAUAAACGCUUAGAGUGUGAAAAGAGCUUUUCUCAGAAUAGCAACCAAAGAAUGCAUCAAAAGAUUCACACAGGGGAGAAGCCAUAUAAAUGCUUAGAGUGCGGGAAGUGUUUUUCUCGGAAUGACAGCCUAAAAAGACAUCAAAAGAUUCAUAAUGGGGACAGGUCACAUAAAUGUUUGGAGUGUGGAAAGUGCUUCUCUUUGAGUGGUGACUUAAGAACACAUCAAAGGAUCCAUACUGGGGAGAAGCCAUAUAAAUGCUUGGAGUGUGGAAAAUGCUUCCCUCAGAGUAGCAGCCUAAGAACACAUCGUAGGAUUCAUACAGGUGAGAAGCCAUAUAAAUGCUUGGAGUGUGGAAAGUGUUUCUCUGAGAAUGGUCACCUAAAAAUACAUCAAAGAAUUCAUAGUGGGGAGAAGCCAUAUAAAUGCUUGGUUUGUGGAAAAUGCUUUUCUCGGAAAGACAGCCUUAGAAUACACCAGCAGAGUCACACAGGGAACAAGCCAUAUAAAUGCUCAGAGUGUGGAAUGUGCUUCUCUUUUAACAGCAGCCUAACCGCACAUCAAAGGUUUCACACUGGGGAGAAGCCAUAUAAAUGCUUGGAGUGUGGAAAGUGUUUCUGCAGCAGUAGUUCCCUAAAGAAACAUCAAAAGAUUCACACUGAAGAGAAAUAUAAAUGGUUGGAGCCUGGAAAGUGUUUUUCUCAGAAUGGUGAGCUAACUACACAUCAAAAGAUCAAUACAGGGGAGAAACCAUAUAAAUGCUUAGACUGUGGAAAGUACUUUUCUCGAAGUGACAGUCUAAGAAUACAUCAAAGGAUUCAUAGUGGGGAGAAGCCAUAUAAAUGCUUGGAAUGUGGACAGAGCUUUUCUCGGAAUGACAGCCUAAGAUCACACCAGACGAUUCACACAGGGAAGAAGCCAUAUGAAUGUUCGGACUGUGGGAACUGCUUCUCUGGGACUGCACCCUUAAAAGCACAUCAAAGGAUUCAUACUGGGAAGAAGCCAUAUGAAUGCUUGGACUGUGGGAAGUGCUUCUCUGGGAAUGGACCCUUAAACAUACAUCGAAGGAUUCAUACUGGGGAGAAGCCAUAUGAAUGCUUGGAGUGCGGAAAGUGCUUCUCACAGAGUGGUGAUCUAAAGACACAUCAAAGGAUUCAUACUGGGGAGAAACCAUAUGAAUGCUUGGAGUGUGGAAAAUGUUUCUCUCAGAAUGGCAGUCUAACUACACAUCAAAGGUUUCACACAGGAGAGAAGCCAUAUAAAUGCUUGGAGUGUGGAAAGUGCUUUUCUCGGAAUAACGGGCUAAGAUCACACCUGAAGAUUCACACGGGGAAGAAGUUAUAUGAGUGA
Messenger RNA from Heteronotia binoei (common prickly gecko), 2524 nucleotides. Its product is annotated as zinc finger protein 665-like. Bases 77 to 2524 code for a protein of 815 amino acids. NCBI's taxonomy places the organism in Eukaryota, Metazoa, Chordata, Lepidosauria, Squamata, Gekkonidae. Gene Ontology annotation, biological process: regulation of DNA-templated transcription. The record is from RefSeq and is a predicted model, not a curated record. The transcript is spliced from 6 exons.